Sander lucioperca (pikeperch) is the source of this 1381-nucleotide messenger RNA. The record is from the annotation of a RefSeq genome assembly. NCBI's taxonomy places the organism in Eukaryota, Metazoa, Chordata, Actinopteri, Perciformes, Percidae.
AUGCUAAAAAUUUUAAUUCCCACACUUAUGCUAAUCCCAACUGCCUGAGGGGCUCCCGCCAAAUGACUUUGACCAACAACCCUCGCCCACAGCCUUAUCAUUGCCCUCAUUAGCCUAACUUGAUUAAAAAAUAUGUCUGAAACCGGCUGAUCAAGUCUAGGACUUUAUAUAGCAACAGACCCCCUCUCAACGCCUCUCUUAGUCCUUACUUGCUGACUAUUACCCCUAAUGAUCUUAGCAAGUCAAAACCAUACAGCAUUAGAACCUUUAAACCGCCAACGUAUAUAUAUUACCCUUUUAACAUCCCUCCAAUUCUUUCUUAUUCUGGCUUUCAGUGCCACUGAAGUAAUCAUAUUUUAUGUCAUAUUUGAAGCAACCCUUAUUCCCACCCUAAUCAUUAUUACCCGAUGGGGUAAUCAAACGGAACGACUCAAUGCAGGCAUUUACUUCUUAUUUUAUACCCUAGCAGGAUCCCUUCCCCUGUUAGUUGCAUUGCUCCUUCUACAAAAUAGCACUGGUACACUCUCCUUAUUUACCCUACAAUUCUCAGACCCAUUACUACUCACCUCCUAUGCAGACAAAUUAUGGUGAGCAGGCUGCCUUCUAGCCUUUUUAGUAAAAAUGCCUCUUUAUGGGGUCCACCUAUGACUCCCUAAAGCACACGUCGAAGCACCCGUUGCAGGUUCAAUAAUUCUUGCAGCCGUUUUACUUAAACUAGGAGGUUACGGAAUAAUACGUAUCGUCGUAAUACUUGACCCACUAACCAAAGACCUAAGCUACCCAUUCAUUAUUUUUGCCCUCUGAGGGGUAAUUAUAACCGGGUCUAUUUGCCUACGACAAACAGACCUGAAAUCACUCAUCGCUUAUUCUUCCGUAAGCCAUAUAGGCCUAGUCGUAGGGGGAAUUCUUAUCCAAACACCCUGAGGCUUCUCGGGAGCACUUAUUCUUAUAAUUGCUCACGGUCUAACAUCCUCGGCCCUCUUCUGCCUAGCAAAUACAAACUACGAACGUACACACAGUCGAACUAUACUCCUCGCCCGCGGUCUACAAAUAGUUCUACCACUAAUAACAGCCUGAUGAUUCAUUGCCAGCCUAGCUAACCUGGCUCUUCCCCCACUUCCAAACCUCAUGGGGGAAUUAAUAAUUAUUACCUCCCUAUUCAGUUGAUCCUGAUGGACUUUAGUAUUAACCGGGGCUGGAACGCUAAUCCCCGCAAGUUAUUCCCUUUAUAUAUUUCUCAUACCCCAACGAGGACCCAUUCCAGCACACAUAAUAGCCCUAGACCCCUCCCACUCUCGAGAACACUUGCUGAUAGCCCUACACCUUCUUCCAUUAGCCCUCCUUAUACUUAAACCUGAGCUAAUCUGAGGGUGGAUAUACU